Molecule: messenger RNA, 671 nt
Organism: Bactrocera latifrons
Lineage: Eukaryota; Metazoa; Arthropoda; Insecta; Diptera; Tephritidae
Product: EF-hand calcium-binding domain-containing protein 2
Exons: 4
Coding region: 28-600 (190 amino acids)
Molecular function (GO): calcium ion binding
Source: RefSeq, a predicted model, not a curated record
AGUGUUGAAAUAUACAAAUUAUAAGCCAUGGAGGUUGCUAUACCCAUUACCAAUGAGCUGGAGCAACGCAUCUCCGACGCCUUCUGCAUCUUCGAUCAUCACGGCGAUAAGCGCAUCGACAUACGCGAAGUGGGCACCGUGUUGCGCUUUCUGGGCUGUGUACCCACUGAGCAGGAGAUAAAUGAAGUAAUCGCGGCAACCGAAAUGGAGGAAUCCGCAGGAGAUGUGCAUCUAUCCAAAUUCAUGCCGCAUGUGGCGCAAUUGUUAGCCGAACGAAAAAUGGAACCAGCUUCGCCGGAGAAAAUUCUCGCUGCUUUUCAAAUCCUGGAUCCAGAGCAAAAGACUUAUAUAACCAAAGAGUAUAUGAGCAAGAUGAUGAUGGAGGAAGGUGAACCCUUCACACAGGAGGAGCUCGAUGAAAUGCUAGCUGUAGCUAUCGAUCMCAUCACUGGCAAUAUACCGUAUGAGUUUUAUAUCAAUCAGCUGAUGCACGAGCCAGCGAAUUCGAUUUAUGAGCUUGCUACAAGAUAUUGGACUUUAAAACCGAAAGAGAUAAAACGCGGCUCCAAAUGGGCCGGCAGUCGCAUUAGUAUUAGAUAGAAAAAUGUUUCUUUGAUAUUUAUUUAAAAGUAGAAAUAUUUUAUUUAGCAAAAAUUCUGUAUAUAAAUAUU